AUGGCCGCAGGUGAACCGGAAGUGACUGGGAGGUAAGCACCGUUUACAUUUCCCGCUUGGGUAAUUGAUUAAAUAAUGAUAUGACUAUCCAGACUGGACAAUUAAGAUUCAAAUGGACCAAUGGGAUGAGGCAAUAUGGUAUAUAAUAGACAGAAGGAAGCAGGAAAAUGAACAGACCUACUGAGGAAUCCCAGCGAUAUGGGUGAAACGCAUUUCGGCGAAGGAGCUAAUGUGGACAUUACUUUGAUUAUUUUAUAUAUAUUUUUUGUAUUUUAAGCAUUUUAGCUGAAUUUUAUUAUUUUGUUUAUUAUAAUAAAAGUACUUUUUUAGUCCAUUUUGGCUACCUUCACUUCAGCUUCUAACCAAGUAGGGUGGUGUCCCCUACACAGGCACCUAAGCGAUUUUACCUAGAGCCAGGUUAUAAGGGCUCUAUAAAAGGACCAUUUCCUGUAAGACUAGAGGGUAAAGUGCCACCAGACGGCACAGAAACGAAUGUGAUUUGAGCCUGUCCUAACAUAGCCUCUAAUCUAUUUGAGUUGAACUCAUUUAUUUACGACCAUUUGAAAAUUUCAUCUUACAGUAUUGUACUAUGUGAUUUUCCCCGUUUAUCUCUCUUUUCAUAUGAAUUACAUGCUAUACCCACAUUAUAUGUAAGUAAUAUCAUAUAUAUCAUUCGAGCGCUCCACUUUAAUAUAUGCCCAUAGAGAGCUGUUUAUCCAAUAUAGAGCAUAUAUAAACUUUUUUUUUCACUAUUUGAAUGGUUAUAGGGGGUGAGGGAGACUCCCCCUAGAGUGUGAAGCGGCUACUUAAAAAAUAUACACAAAGUAAUUAGAGGCGCACUAAUCACGGUUAUUUGGUACACGAUUUCUAUUAUUUAUUAUAUUGUGCAGGACAUGAAAAGUGCUGCCCUUGUUGACUUUUAAAAUCACUACUGGUGAAGCAUCACUUUUCACACCCUGCACAUCAGUUUGCUAAAAGAUGUUAUUUGUUUUUUGGACAAAUAGGUUGUAUUUUUAAAUGCUGUUGUGAAAAGUGCUGCCCUCAGUGGGUUUGAAACCCACUGUACUGAUGUGGCAACACUUAAUAUACCCUGCACAACUGUUGCUUAAAAAACAAUUCUAACGGUUUUGAGAAAAAAUGUUGUGCAGGACUGAAAAGUACAGCGCUGUUCACAACAUGGAAAUCAGUUUGCUAAAAGUUUGUAAUUUCCCUUUUCUUUAAAAUCAUAUAUUUUUAUUUUCAUUCUGCUGUGCAAGUCGUAAAAAGUGCUGCCAUUGGUGACCUUUAAAACCACUGUAUUGUUGUGCUUGCAAUUUAUAUGCCCUGCAAAACAGUUUUUAAAAUGAUUUAUGCUGCCUUUUCUUUAAACAUUGGAGAACACAGAAACAUAGCUUUUAUACAAAGGCAUGGACAAACUUUCUGAAGAGAUAUACAGAGGCAGGGGUGUAUCUAGGGCAUUUGGCACCGAGGGCGGAUCCUGUGUUUGGCCCCCUCCAAUCAGCUCCCCCCUCCCCCUAGUUCCAGGCACAUGGGCACUCGCACACAGUCACACAUACAAUUACAGGCAGACAGUCACAUGCACACUGUCACACACAGACAGUCACAGGCAGACACUCUCACACACACAGUUACAGGCAGGCAGUCAUACACAGUUAUAGGCAUUCAGUCUCACACACACCGUCACAGGCAGGCAGUCACACACACACAGUCACAGACAGUCACACAUACACACACACAGAGUCACAGGCAGUCAACACGCACACAGACACACACACACUCUCUCUCUCUCUCUCUAACUUACAAACAGUGUGAUCCAUUGAAGCUCCUAGAGUCUGUUAGAUGGGGAAGCAGAGACUUCAUCCUGAUUACCCUCGAUGUUCAGCAGUAACAGCAGCGGGUGAACGCUGUGUUUAGCUCUGCCCCUGCUGCCAAUUGGCCCCGCCCCCAUUUGUUUUCCGAUGUGGCCAGUUUUGAAGUUCUGCGGCUGCUUGCGUGUGAGCUGUGCGGCUGCCAUGGCAACCUGUCAUACAGCUUAGACAUCCUAAGGCCGCCCUGGUCAUGACACCCUCCUAGUGAGUGGCGCUCAGGGCUGCCUGCCCUCCCUCCGUACGCCACUGUACACAGGGCCGCCCCCCCCGUCAUCCAUGUAUGAUGUGAUGUUUGUGUUGUCUGUGUAUGUGAUAGUUCUGAUGACUGUGUGAUAUGUAUGCUAGGUGUUGGAUGUGUGUGAUACUUGUAAUGGGUGUAUUAACAGUGUGUGAUAUGCGUGUAUUAUUUGUAUGUGAUAUUUGUGCUGGGUUUAUUGCCUGUGUGUGAUGGUUAUUUAAUUCAGAUAAAAACAUGCAUUUAGGCCUGUGUGUAAGAGUUGCAGAGUUAUGUGCACACAGUCCCACAGUCAGAUGCACACAUUUAUACCUAUAUACUGUCAAAUCCACCACAUGCACAUAGUCGCAGGCAGAUAGUCACAUCCACAGGAUCAGGCAGAAACACACAGGUACAGGCAGUAACACAGUUACAGGUAGAUAAACACACACAAUUACAGGCAGACAGACACACACACACAGGCAGACAGCCACACAUACAGUUUCACACACACAUACUUACUUGCAGACAGUCACACACACAUACACACACAAAAUUGAGUCACACAUACACACAGGCAGACAGCCACACACACACACACAUACAGAGGCAGACAGCCAUACACACACAGGCAGGCAGUCACACACACAGGCAGUUACGCACGCACACACACACACCGGCAGACAGCCACACACAGGCAGCCACACACACACACACAUACAGAGGCAGACAGCCAUACACACACAGGCAGACAGUCACGCACACACAGGUAGACAGUCACGCACACACACACAGGCAGACAGUUACACACAUACACAGGCAGAUAGCCAUACACACACACACAAAGGCAGACAGCCAUACACACACACAGGCAGACAGUCUUACACACACACACACACACUGGCAGACAGUCAGACACACACAGGCAGACAGACAUACACACACAGGCAGACAGACAUACACACACACGGGGGGCGUGUCUUGGCCACCAUCUUAGAUGGCCACGUUAUAGAGAGGCUCCUGGACAAGGGGGACAAUUUUGUUCCUAAAGUGACAAUUUUAAUCUGAAUGUACCAAUUUUAAUUGAAAAUACAAAAAGUCAACUUAGCACUGAUCAUGCAGAAGCAAAAGAAAACAGAAAAAUCCGUUCCUGGGACGAAGAAAAUGGAAGCAGGAGCGGCUGGGGUGAGUAAGGGUUCCCAGGCUCGCUCCCCUGCUUCCAAACCCGCCUCGCGGCUUGUUUCGCCGCUUAAACUUUCGUUGGUGGCGUCGGGGAAAUCCCUCCCUACCUCCCUCCCGGUCUCCCGCCCGGUCUCCCUCCCCAAAACCUAUGCUUGUGCGGCCGCGACCCGUCCGCAGCUUCCUGAGGGCGGCGGGACCGCGACCGCACUAGCCGGCACUCCUGUGUGCGGCUCAGAGUGCUCCGAGCACUCGGCAUGCUCGGAGCACAGUGCUGUGUCUCCCGCGAGCGGCAAGGACCUCCCUGCAAGCCGCUCGCGGUCUCACUCCAGGGCAGCCCGGUCGCUCACUUACAAAAGCGACCGGGUUGCAAGUAAAGGGGAGGGCAGUGUGAGGUCACGCUCCCCGUCGGGAUCCUCAGCCUCCAGGCUGUCGGUCCCGGCGGGGGGGGCCUCUGCUGUCCGACCCAAAGUAUUUAAAGGGGCAGCAAGGGCUACAGUAAGCCCAGAUGAAAAUCUUAUGGAAAUAGGGGCUGAAGUGCUCCAAAAAAGUGCCUUCUCUGCACUACCACAGAGAACACGUUAUGUUGCCACAACAAAGAUGGCUGACAGUCCAGAUACUGUAUUUUCCACUUCCAAGAUGGCCGCUGCCACCUCCAAUAUGGCUACUACCACAUUUAAAGCUGCGACCUAUAAUCCUAAUAUGCCACUUGAAUUGGCAGCAGACCUGCCACCGUCAGCUGGCAUGAUAAUUCAACUUAUUAAAGAUUUGAGAGUUGAUUUGAAAAAUGACUUUAAAAAUGACUUUGACACAUUAUAUGGAGCCAUGGAGGGCAUUAAUCAGCGUACAGAAAUAAUAGAGAAUAAAUUGCAUUCUCAAGAGCAAUCUCAUCUGGAUUUGGUUGAAACCGUAAAAGAGCUCCAAAAGCAAGUGCACCAACAAGCAGAAAAGCUUGCCGACGCUGAAGAUAGAAGUAGGCGUAAUAACCUAAGGAUCAGGGGGAUCCCUGAUAACAUCGACUCCCAGGAAUUACAAAGCUAUUUCCAGACAAUGGUGAAGUCAGCUCUUCCAAACGCAAAAAAUACGGAUUUAUUACUGGAUCGCAUCCACAGAUUGCCCAAACCCGGCAAUGCUCCUCCAGCUGCACCCAAAGACGUGAUAGUGAGAUUCCACUACUAUCACAUUAAAGAAGAAUUUCUAGGUGCAGUACGCACGUCAGGUCUCACAGGAGAUUACAGCAGCAUGAAGGUCUUUCAAGACUUUUCUGCUCAAACAAUGAAGCGACGCAGGGAAUUUCAACUUUUCACUGCGGAGCUAAGAAGAAGAGGGAUAAGAUAUAGAUGGGGAUUCCCGGUUAAAGUCCUUUUCCGCAUGGAUGGUCGGAAUUUUAUAGUCACGUCGCCUGAAGAAGGAAUGGAACUCAUCAAUACUAUGAAUGGACGUCGGGUUUCGCCUCAUAGACUCUCGCCAUCUACUCCUGUUCAGGCCAGCAAGAGAAGCAAAUCAGACACUUCCUGAGAUCCCAGCUCAAAGAGACAUAGUCUUCCUUUUCUAUGGUCAUCAUUGAGUCCUGCUCCAGUCCGGCGAUUUAUCGGGAUUACUUUGAAUUUUGAUCUGUUUCUCCUUUUUAUGACAGACUUCUGAGUUCUUCCACUAACGGUUAUUUGUCCUGUGCCUUUUUCGGUUUAUUUUAGAAACUGAUCCUUCUAUUUAAAACUUUCUAUACUUAUACAAUCAAAAUAUUUUUUAUUUUUUUUAUAUAUAAUUUCAUAUUUAUUUAAUUUUAUUAUUUUUUUAUUUUAUUUUAUAUAUUUUUUUUUUUUUUUAAUUGUUCUGUGCUUUUUACCCUUUCAAUUGUCAUAUUUAAAAAGUUGCUUUUUGUUUUUUUACUACCUACAUUAGCUCCCCCUGCACCCAGUAGCCUUCUCUCCCCCCAACCUGGGCCUAACACCCUGAGAUGGAGAAACUUUUUUUGUUCUCCCUCAUGGCCCUCUUUCACUGUUUUUGUUUCACCCCUGAUAGGGGUAUAUAUCCAAGUUUUUUGUUCCCCUUUUUUAUUUUUUUAUAUUUUUUGUCCAUUCAUCAUUUAAAGUUCAGUAGAAAUGUUUUUAGACCACGAAACACUGCAAUGCUUCAUACAAAAAUGCAUAAUACGUGGCAUCAGCAAAUUGUAAUCAUCUGUUUACUCAUUAUUCCUGUACACACAAGCACACAGCUUGAGUUUGCUUUAAUAGCUUUGUUGGACUUGCAUGUUUCUCUCUUGGAAGGUGGUGGCUGGGACUCUCACAAGAUUGAAUGUUCCUUUACCCUUUAUCAGUUAUUACUGUUCUAUAAACCAUGGUCUUAAAAUAUAUGUCAUUUAACGUGAGAGGCCUGAACACCGCCCACAAGAGACGAUUAUUAUUCAAAGAAGCAAAAUCCAACGAAUCAGAUGUGAUUUGUGUACAGGAAACACAUUUUAAAGAUGAUAAAGACCAUAAAAUCAUGUCAAAGCUUUUCCCAGUUCAAUACCAUUGCACUUAUAAAUCCAAGUCUAGAGGUACUUCGAUUUUUUUUCACAGGAAUGUAGCAUGCUUGACAAACAAAGUUAUAACGGACGAUGACGGGAGGUAUUUAAUAUGGAUAGGAUCACUCAAUACUAUUGAAUAUACUAUUGUGAACAUGUAUUUUCCAAACACCGGUCAGUUGCAGUUUUUUAGGAAAUUGAUGGACUCAGUGAAUGAGAAUGUGAGAGGCAACUUGGUAAUGUGUGGUGACACGAAUUUUGUGAUGGAUGGAGAGUUGGAUAACGCUAGGGAAGACCGUGAUCGACAGCUUAGAGGGGACAGUGACAGAUUAGCGUAUAAAUGCUCCAGAUAUAUGAUUGAAUGUGGCUUAUACGAUCCUUGGAGACUGUUGCAUGAGAAUGAAAGAGAUUUUACGUAUUAUUCUGUCUCUAAAAAUAUGUAUUCCAGGCUGGACCGGUUUAUGGUCCAGGGUGCUUUAAUUCCUCACAUCUUGAAAUCUGAUAUCUUAAACAUUAACUGGUCCGACCAUGCUCCAAUCAUAAUGCAUAUUGACGAAAUUGUUUCAUCAGCCCCUAACAGAACUUGGAAAUUAGGUGAUUAUUUGUUAAAUGAUGUUGUGAAUAAGUCACUGACGGAGAAAGCUUUGUGUGAUUAUUUUUCGGAGAAUGCCUCGCCCGAGGUUCCUGGCGAGGUGACUUGGAAUGCGCAUAAGGCUGUGUUAAGAGGUCAUUUUAUUUCUAGAGCGUCUUACUUGAAGAGAAUUAAUAGCAAUAAUUUAAGAACAUUGGAAAAAGAACUGUAUAAUUUGAACCAAGCUAAUAAAUUUGGUCCAUCGUCCUCCCUAUCAGCAAUGAUAGGAGAAAUUAAGGCUAAAAUCAACAAAAUUAAUUUAGAUCGUACAUCUCUUAUGGUGAGACGUCUCAGGAACACAUUUUACUUAAAAGGUAACAGGGCCUCAACUCUUUUGACAUCCAAACUCCGGCAUGUGAAUGCCCAAUCAAAAAUAGCAUAUUUAAUUGAUGAUCAGGGGCAAAAAGUGUUUCAUCCAACUAAAAUUAGUGAUAUGUUCGCAGAGUAUUAUAGUAAACUUUAUAAUUUAGAAUGUAAUUUGGACCUCCCCCAGCCUUCUACAACAAUAAUUGAUAAAUUCUUAGACAGAGUGUCAUUGCCUCGGCUGUUCUCCAGUACAUUUAGAAAGCUUAGAAUGUGAAAUAUCAGCAGCAGAGAUAGCUGAGGCAAUUAAACUUAUGCCAUCUGGAAAAGCCCCUGGUCCCGACGGAUUAACUAUUUUAUAUUAUAAAACUUUUCCAGAAAUUUUAAUUCCCCAUAUGACUAAAUUGUUCAAUUCCUAUAAGUCAGAGGGAAAGAUGCCAGAGGAGUCCUUGUGCGCACGAAUAGUCACUUUGCCAAAGCCGGGAAAAACUCCUGAUAGAUGCCCUAACUUUAGGCCCAUUUCUCUGAUUAAUAAUGAUUCAAAGAUUUAUUCUAAGGUUCUCGCUAAUAGAUUAACCAAACUAAUCCCAUUGUUAAUUAAUAAAGAUCAAGUAGGUUUUGUGCAGAAUAGACAGGCGCCAGACGGAACUAGAAGAUUUAUAAACUUGAUUCAGCACAUCAAUAUGACCAAAACACCUUCUUUGCUUCUAUCUCUAGACGCAGAAAAAGCGUUUGACAGGAUACAUUGGGGAUAUUUAUGGAGAACAUUAGAUAGGUUCAACAUACCAUCAUCAUUUAUCACAGCAAUUAAGGCGUUAUAUUGCGCACCCUCCGCUCAUGUCUCAGCUUCUGGCUUCACAUCCAAAACUUUUUCUCUAACCAACGGGACGAGACAGGGGUGCCCUUUAUCUCCAAUUUUUUUGUUUUAGCGAUAGAACCCCUGGCAGAACUGAUUAGGACAACCCCACAAAUUGUAGGAAUUGCGGUUAAAGAAUCCGUUCACAAAAUUGGUUUGUUUGCAGAUGAUAUAAUCCUAGCUAUUAAAAACCCAAAAGAAUCUUUGAGACACCUCAAGGAUAUUUUAACUCAAUUCGGUGAGAUAUCGUAUUACAAAUUAAAUGAGUCCAAAACUCAAGCCCUUCCGUUUCAUUUAAACAAUUUGGAAACCAUUGCCCUUAAGAAAUCAUAUUUAUUUGAUUGGAGAACUGAUUAUAUGGAAUAUCUUGGCAUUAAUUUAUGCAAAAAUUUGGUUAAUAUGCACAAUCACAACCUGAGGAAAGCAUGGUCAGACCUACAAAAAGAGAUGGAGAGAUGGGGUGGGAUGGAGCUUUCAUGGCUGGGGAGGGUCGCAUCUAUUAAAAUGACGAUACUCCCAAAAAUUUUAUAUUUUUUUAGGACCAUUCCUCUGUCCAUUCCAUUAUCAUUUUUUAAUAAAGUUCAUUCGACGAUGUUGAAAUUUAUAUGGGGGAACAAGCCUGCCCGAGUGAGGCUCACUUCCCUGCAGCACCAUAAAUCGAACGGCGGUAUCGGUGUCCCCGAUAUCCGCAAAUAUUAUUUCGCCACUAACGCUGCAGUGGUAGUGAGCUUUAACAACCAGGAUGAUAAACCCAGAUGGAUGGAGAUAGAGGAAUCAAAAAUUUCGCCGGUUAGGCUAUUAGAAUUACCUUGGUUAAAUCCCAAGAAAAGACCUGGAAUUACAAAAUUAUUUUUAUCCACCAGGACUACGCUUAAGGCCUGGGACAUUGUUUUUAAAAACGACCAGUCUCCCAGAUUAUAUAGAGCAAUGCCUAUUGAAUUAUUGAAAGAUCAUAUACCAUCCUUAAAAAUAGAAUUAUUAAAGGAUUGCUCUAUAACUAAUCUGGACAAUUUUUUCUAUGGCAAUACUAUUCUUUCUUUGGAAAAAUUGAAGCUUAAGUAUGGAUUGUCGAAUGCAUGUGAACUGGAAUGUAUGAUAAUCAUUGAUAAAUUGAAAGAACUAUACCAGGUACCUGAAACAGAUAAAAACUAUAAAUCACUUGAGAUAUCUCCUUUAGAGAAAGUUAUUUUAUACAGCCCCGCUAGUAAAGGUAUUAUAUCCUUAUGUUACUUAUCUCAUAAUGCCAAGCCCUUAGUUAAAUUAAAACAUAUGCUGUCAUGGGAGACGGAGUUGGGUGCCCAGUACGAUUUAGUAGAAUGGUUCGGUUUCUUUACAGGUUUGAAAGGCAUUUCGUACUGCACCGACCAUUUUGAAAAUCAUUAUAAAAUCUUAUAUCGCUGGUACCUGGCUCCGUCUAGAUUACAUAACAUGAACAAUAUGUAUUCUGACCGGUGUUGGAGAGACUGUGGGGGAGUGGGCAAUAUGGCCCAUAUCUGGUGGUUUUGCCCCAAGUUAAUUAAUUAUUGGAAAAUGAUCCACGAUCUGAUUAUUAAAGUGAACGGAACCAUUAGUAUCUUAACCUCGGAACUAGCCUUAUUUAAAAAACUCCCGGAGUCUGUUAAUAGAUCAGAUAAAAUAAUCAUAGGCCACAUUCUGAUCGCUGCUACAUCCUGUUUACCUAGACAUUGGAAGUCUCAAAAUGUGCCAUCUCUCAGAGAAGUUUUUAAUUUGAUUUUAGAAAAUAAGGCACAUGAACUAUCACACAGAGCCAAUAUGCAUGGUUUCCCAAUACUAAAAUACAACUGGGAUAAAUGGGAAGAAAAAAUCAAAACAGUUUAUGGUCUUUGAUAUAUUUAUUGUUAAAGUGCAUUGUUGUAAAACAUUUUUCCUUUUGCCUUCUACUUUAAUAUGUUUAUUUCAUUGAUGGAUGGAUACCCCUUCCCAUUUCCAUGUUACCCCUCCUUUCCUACCCCUAAUACAAUGUUUGUAUUAUUAUCAUUUGUUAUACAAAAAAAAAAAACUUUAAUAAAAAUUAUUUGAAAAGACAUACACACACACACACAGUCACAUUGACAAUCACACAUAGAUACCUCUGUUCAUUGUGGAGGCAGACAGGCAAUGCAGCUCCUGGAGACUGUUUGUUGGGGAAGCAGGGACUCCUUCCUGCUUCCCCUGCAGCAGUUACCGGCACCUUUAGCUCUUCCCCCACUGCAUGGGAAGCUCCGCCCCUGCCGCAAAUUUUAUUUUUAAAUUCCGGCCGGCCAUGUGCGAGCUGUGUUGGCUGUCAGGGUGCCCCCUGCUCCAUGGCGUCCUGUGCGGCCACACAGCUCGCACACCCCUAAGGCCGGCCCUGACUGUACAGAGGCAUAGCAAGAUGGAGGUCUUGCUAUGCCUUUGUAUAACUCUUCAUAAGGGCAUGGGUUUGCCUAUUCCUCUGUAUAAAUGCAUAGGUUUAUACAGAAGCACAGAAAGAUUAUGGGUUUGCCUAUUCAUCUAUACAAAGGCUUAUACUUACUAAGCCUCUUUAAAAAGUUAUUGGCUUGCUUUUGUGUCUCUAUAGAGGCAUGUCAAUUUCUGCAUCUUCAUUUUUUCUGUGUUCUCCAAUUCUUAAAGAAAAUGGAGAAUAAAAUCCUUUAAAAAACUUUUGGGUAGGAUGUGAAAAUUGCUUCCAACACAAUACAGUGGUUUAAAAAGUCAUCAAUUGCAGCAAUUUUCAUGCCCUGCACAGCAGUACAAGAAAUAGUUUUUUUAAAAAGUGAAAUUAUAAACUUUUAGCAUACUGAUAUGCAGGAUGAGAAAAAGUGCUGACACAUCAAUGCAAUGGUUUUCAAAGCCACCAACUGCAGCACUUUUCACACCUGCACAACAGUAAGAAUAUCGUUUAGCAAAAGAUUGUAGGGUUUGAAAAGUGCUGCCUUUGCUUUUGAAAGUCACAGAGGACAGCACAUUUUAUGUCCUGCACAACAGCAUCACUUUUGAAAUCUGUGCUCUAGUUUGGUAGGGGAAUACCACAUCAUGGUACGAAAUUAGUGAAGCCAUCAACUAAGCAGCACCCUAAUUUGUUAUCCCAUGUAGUUACAUAGUUACGUAGGCUGAAAAGAGACUUGCAUCCAUCAAGUUCAGCCUUCCUCACAUUUGUUUUUUGCUGUUGAUCCAAAAGAAGGCAACAAAAACUCAGUUUCAAGCACUUCCAAUUUUGCAACAAAAUAGGGGGAAGGGGGAAUCCUUCUUGACCCCAGAAUGGCAGCCAGAUUUAUCCUUGGAUCAAGAAGCUAUUACCCUAUAGUUAAAAAAUUAUAUAAUUGAAUAUUCUGUUUUUGCAAGCUGUUUGAACAUCUGUAUGGACUCUAAUAAAACCACUUCUUUGGGCAGAGAAUUCCACAUCCUUAUUGUCCUAACAGUAAAAAAAAUGUCCUUUGCCUUAGACAAAAUCUUUUCUUCCAGUCUAAAUGCAUGACCUCGUGUCCUACGUAAAGUUCGGUUUGUGAAUAGAUUUCCACACAAUGGUUUGUAUUGGCCCCGAAUAUAUUUGUAUACUGUUAUCAUAUCCCCUCUCAGGCGAUGUUUUUCUAAACUAAAUAGGUUUAAAUUUGUUAACCUUUCUUCAUAGCUGAUAUGUUCCAUUCCUUUUAUUAAUUUUGUAGCCCGCCUCUGCACUUCUUCUAGUGCCAUAAUAUCCUUCUUUAGAACAGGCUCCUAAAAUUGCACAGCAUAUUCAAUAUGUGGUCUUACCAGUAAUUUAUAAAGAGGCAAAAUGAUAUUCUCGUCCCGAGAAUGAAUGCCCUUUUUUAUGCAUGACAAUACCUUACUGGCCUUGGCCACUGCUGAUUGACAUUGCACAUUGUUGCAUAGUUUGUUGUCUAUAACAAUUCCCAAGUCCUUUUCGUGUAUUGUUAUCCCUAAUUCGCUUCCAUUAAGGGUAUACGUUGCUUGUGUAUUAUUUACGCCGAAGUGCAUAACUUUGCAUUUUUCAACAUUAAAUUUCAUCUGACAUUUGAGUUUUGUGUCAUCUGCAAACACUAAAACAUGACUUUCAAUGCUGUCUUCAAGAUCAUUUAUAAACAUGUUAAAUAGAAGGGGUCCCAGAACAGACCCCUGAGGGACACCACUUGCCACCUCUGUCAAGCUUGAAAGUUUACCAUUAAUGACAACUCUUUGUACUCCGUUUUUAAGCCAAUGUUCUACCCAAGAACAAGCAUUUUCACCUAGACCGAUUUCCUUGAGUUUGAACACUAAUCUAUUGUGUGGAACUGUAUCAAAUGCCUUGGCAAAAUCCAAAUAGAUCACAUCCACUGCAACACCCUGAUCUAUACUUCUACUUACUUCUUCGUAGAACGCAAUCAAGUUAGUUUGACAUGACCUGUGCUUCAUAAAACCGUGCUGAGUUUUUCUGAUAACCAUGUUCUUCUCAAGGAAUUAUUGAAUAUUAUCCCUUAAUAACCGUUCAAAUAUUAAUUAUAUACCAUACUCUUUUUUUUCUAUAUUAAUUGCAUGUGGAUAAAGGGUAAUCCACAUUAGUGUACAGAGCAGCUAUACACAAUUUUCACCACUAACACAUCUGUUGGAGAUGUUUGGUUUUAGUUCGAUCUGCCAUUAGUUUCGCAAAUAUUUUUAUAUCAAUGUUCAACAGUGAGAUGGGGUGGUAGUGACCUGGUUCCAGGUGGGACUUGUCAGGUUUGGGAAGGAGGCAUAUAUCCGCCUUUAGCAUGUCGUGUGGUAAUGUUUCGCUGUCCAGGAGCGAACUGAAAAGGUUGCAUAAGUGUGGUAUCAGUAUUGGAUGCGAACGUUUUGUAAUAGAGACCAGAGAAUUUGUCCGGGCCAGGACAUUUGUUUGGUUUGAGUGUUUUAAAUGUGUUAACUAUUUCUUAUGGCGUAAUUGGGAUGAUUAAUUUGUUGGCUCCUGCUGGGGAAAGAGUCAGUAAAUUGAUUAAUUUCUGAUAAUCAUCUGUCUUAUGUGCGAUCUCUUCAGGUUUGAGGCAUGUUUGUGGGCUGUGGUUGUAUAGGGAGGAGAAAUACUCUUGAAAGAUUUUGGCUAUACAUUCAGGUAGUUCUUGAAUUUUGCAAUCUGGGGAUUUUAUAUUCUCUAUGUGUUUGUGGUCUGCUCUGCGUUUGAGUUUGUGGGCUAGCAUUGUGUUUGCUUUAUUGGAUUUCUAAUAAUAGAGCUGAUUUGUCCACUGGAGUGCUUUAGCUGAGUCAGCAGUCAUGAACUCUAUUAUAGUGUUUUGGCAAUUGGCUAUUUGUGUAUUUAGUUCCGAAGUAGGGUUGCGCUUAAGUUUGGUCUCUAGGGUGUGGAGCUCAGCUAAAGUUUGUUCAAGGUUUUCUAGAUAUUGCUUUUUAUUGUGUGAGGCUAAGCUAAUCAAAGUGCCCCUGAGAACCAGUUUGUGAGCAGCCCACAGGACGCUCUGAUAUAUAUACCGAGUCUUUGUUCAGAUUAACAUAGUCUGAGAUGGCUUGGGAUGUGGAUUCCCACAUCGCCGGGUUGUGUAUUAGUAUAGGAUUAAUGCGGCAGGACCAGGUUUCUGCCAUGUUGGGAAGCGUGAUCUAUAUGGUUGUCGGCUUGGUCCGACAAAGUAAUGGAACCAAUGGAGGUGGAUUUGAGUAGUGGUGCCAAAGAAGGGGAGAUUAAAAAUAGGUCCCUAUAAGAGUGGGAUUGGUGAGAGUGAGAAUAGAAGGUGUAAUCUAGAGAAGUAGGGUGUUGAGAUCUCCAAGCAUCUAUCAGGUGCGUGUGAGACACAAAAUUUUAGAGGAGUUUGUCAGCUUUACCUGUGGGUGGGUUGGCAAGGUGGGUGUAGUUGGGCCCUGUGCCUGUCUGAAGGGGGAUAGGGUGGUGUUGUAAUCUCCGCCUACGACUAGGUGGUUUGAGGCAAAGAGUAGGCGGUGGGCUUGUAUGUUCUGCCAGAAAGAGCUUGAUGGGGUGUUGGGUGCAUAGAUGGAGGUGAAGGCAUAUUUGUGGGGUCCGAUCCUGCCUGCUAUGGUUACAUAGAAUCCCUGCGGUUCCGAUGCAGUUCUUUCCACCGCCAGGGGGCAUGAUAUGUGGAGCAUGAUUGCCACACCGUUUUGUUUACCGCUCGGUGAGUUAUAUCAGUCCCUGAAAAUGCAGAAGGUUAAAUAGUGGGGUGAUAACCUUGAUUUACAAAAAACGGACUCUGACUCGAGGAUUCGUGAGUCACAUUAUUUCUGGCAAAUUCAGCCAUGGGUAAGAGUUCGAACCAAUUGGACUGAUUGGCAUCGAUAAAGCAACGCACAUAGGAUUCUAAAGAUUGAUUGGCUCUUUCUGCGGCGCCAUUAGUCUGAGGGUGGUACGAAGAGGAAAAUGAAAGUUCUGUGCCCAACUGUUUACAGAAGGCACGCCAGAAUCUAGAGAUAAAUUGGGUUCCUCUGUCAGAAACAAUGUUUUUUGGUACUCCGUGUAAGCAAAAGAUUUCCUUUAUGAAAAUUUGGACUAGAUCUUGAGCAGAUGGCAAUUUUUGAAGAGGUAUAAAAUGUGCCAUCUUGGAAAAUCCAUCUACAACCAUGAGGAUGAUGUUAUGCCCAUUAGAACUGGGAAGUUCCACAAUGAGAUCCAUGGCUAAAUGGGUCCAUGGAGCAUCGGGUUUCGGAAGUGGCUGUAUCAACCUAGGGGGAGAUCGAUGAGAUGUUUUAGAAACCGCACAUAUUUGACAUGCCCCUACAUAGUCUUUAAUGUCACCUCUAAGUGUAGGAGAGAGUUUUAUGUAUUCCAGGAUAUCCUGCUGUCAGAUUAAAAUGAAACACUCCAAAUACUUUCUUCCUUAAUAAGGGUGAAACAUACAGUUUGUCCUGGGGUUUCCCCACGGGUGCCUGAGUUUGAUCUGCUAUUAUGACACCAAAGAGUGGAGAAGAUAUUUCAGUAACUGUAGUAGCAAUAAGACAUUCUGGAGGUACGAUCGGGGAUACCUCUUGUUCAGGGGCUUCAUCUGUCUCAAACUGUCUAGAGAGUGCCUCUGCCUUGGUAUUCUUUGUCCCGGGCCUGUAUGUAAUUAUAAAAUUAAACCGGGAGAGGAAUAAUGACCUUCUAGCCUGUCGGGAGGACAAUCUCUUAGCAUCCCCAAUAUAAGCCAAAUUCUUAUGAUCGGUAAAAAUCAAAAGUGGCUCUUUGGAACCUUCCAAGAGAUGCCUCCAUUCCUUGAGGGCGAGAACAAUGGCCAGUAAUUCCCUAUUCCCGAUGUCAUAAUUUCUCUCUGCUGGAGUUAAAUUUCGAGAGAAAAAGCCACAGGGAUGUAACGGCGCAUCAGGACAGAAUGGCUCCUACUCCUGUCUCUGACGCAUCUACUUCUAAAAUAAAAGGUUUGGUCGGAUCAGGGUGCGUCCGGACAGGUGCUGAAGCAAAUAAAGAUUUUAAUCUUUCAAAUGCCUCUUUUGCUUCUUUGGACCAUAAAUUACAAUUUGCUCCUUUCUUGGUUAGGUUGGUAAUAGGAGCGAUUUCUGAUGAACUUACGGUAAUAAUUUGCAAAACCUAUAAAGCGUUUUGUAGCUUUAAGGCCUUUGGGUAACGGCCAUUGCAAGACUGCUUCCAGUUUGUGUGGGUCCAUUUUGAAACCAGAAGGGGAUAUAACAUAGCCAGGAAACUGUAGCUCAGUCUGGUCAAACUGGCAUUUUUCCAGCUUACAGUAUAAGCCAUUUUUUAACAGGGUUUUUAGUAUGAUUCUCACAUGUUCGUGAAGAGUUUCUAGGUCUGGGGAAUAGAUGAGAAUAUCGUCUAGAUACACUAGUACGAAUAUGUGAAGAUAUUCUCUAAGGACAUCGUUAAUCAAGUCCUGAAAUACAUUGCAUUGCAUAGGCAAAACGGCAUGACCAGGUAUUCAUAAUGUCCCAUUCUCGUAUUAAACGCGGUCAUCCACUCAUGCCCUUCCUUAAUUUUGACUAGGUUGUAUGCGCUCCUCAGAUCAAGUUUUGUGAAUACUCGGGCACCCCUCAACCUAUCAAAUAGCUCAGAAAUAAGGGGAAUGGGAUAGGCGUUUUUAAUCGUAAUUUUAUUUAGACCCCUAUAAUCAAUACAAGGGCGUAGGUCUCCUUUUUUAGAAACGAAGAAGAACUCAGCCCCAGCUGGGAUUUCUGAGAGAGCAUCUUUUUGAGAGCAUCCUUAAUGUAUUCCUCUAAACCAGGGGUUCUCAACCCAGUCCUCAAGGACCCCCUACCAGUCCAGGAUUUAGGGAUUACCUGGGUGUGUCUAAGGUGUUUGGAAAAAAGAAAAAAAAACUCCUAAGACACACCCAGGUAAUCCCUAAAUCCUGGACAGGUAAGGGGUCCUUGAGGACUGGGUUGAAAACCCCUGCUCUAAACAAAGGGUUUCUUGAGGAGAAAGUGCAUAAACUCCUCCUUUAGGGGGCAUAGUGCCAGGUAACAAAUUAAUGGCACAGUCGUAGGGCCUAUGUGGAGGUAAUACCUCCGACUGAACCUUGUUAAAUACUUCUUUUAAGUCCAAAUACUGCAGUGGGAUUUCUGUGGUUAAGGGAGGUGCUAUAGGUACAUUGAUGGUACCGAUUCGUUUAGGCACCUGUUUUAAGCAAUGACCUCUGCAACUCUUUCACCAACUCACAAUCUCUCCUUCAACCCAAUCUAGACAUGGAUUGUGUUUCUGGAGCCAAGGAAAACAGAGUAUUAUUGGACAUGUAGGGGAAGAUAUAAUUUGAAAAAAACAUUUCUUCAGAAUGUAAGAAACCUACUGAGACAGUGAUUGGUCUAGUUCCGUGUGUGAUGAGAGGUUGAGUAAGAGGUCUCCCAUCGAUAGUCUCUACUGCUAUGGGUCUGUCUUUCUGCCUUAAAGGCAGAAGAUGUUUGGUAGAAAAUUCCUUAUCAAGGAAAUUCUCUGCUGCCCCAGAGUCAAUCAUGGCCUCACACUGAACAGUAGUUUUCUUACAAAACAGAGUGAUUGUUAUAAGAAAGCAGUUCGUUCAAUUUAGGAGACAUAUACAUCACACCUAAGGUCGGUCCCCGAAUGUGCAAGUUUUCCGGCCGAACCGGACAAUAAAACCUCUGUUGUCCUCUUUUGCCACAAUAUAGACACAACCCCUCAUUGCGUCUGUAUUGUCUCUCUUCCUCAGUCAGUUUGGUAAUGCAGAUGGAUUGGUAACCAAUUGCAUGGGUUUGGCUUCUGCAGAUGGAGCAUGACUAACAGUCAAUGGGUUAGAGAAACGAGGGGCUAUAAACAAGUUUGUACGUCUAGUACGCUGUUUGUUUUUCUCCCUCUCUCUGAGCCUGUUGUCAAUGUCAAUCAUGUAUGCAAUAAAAUCAUUAAGAUUAACCGGAAGGUCUCUGGCAGCGGUUUCAUCUUGUAUAUUUUCCACUAAACCUUCCGAAAAAGCAGCCACCAAACCACUAUUGGUCCAGUCAACCUCAGAAGCGAAUGUCCUGAACUCUAUGGCGUAAUCGGCUACAGAGCAGGUGCCUUGUUUUAUUCUCAUUAAGGCUCUGGCAGCGUUUUUUUCUCUUUUCCCUUUGGCUCAAAAGUGGCUUUAAAUGCCGUUAAAAGUUAAUUAUAAUCAGGGCAACUGGAUUUCCACUCUCCCAUAAGGGAUUGGCCCAGGUUAAGGCCUUGCCUAUUAAUUGGUUCAUAAGAUAGCCAAUCUUUGACCUAUCUGUAGGGAAGGAACCAGGGGAAGCCUCAAAAUGAUAUUUAAUUUGGUUAAGGAAACCUCUGAAUUCUUUAGAAUCACCUCCAAAACGAGGGGGAGGUGAAAGGGUUAUGGAUGGAGGUUCAUAUACUACAGGUGCAAGUAUAGGUGGCGGAACUUCAUGUGGUACCGGGGGUGCCUCCAGAUAAGCAGUUCUCUGGAGCAAGGUAUGGAAUGCUUGGGCAAACUGAUCUAACCUGUGGUCCAUAUCCUCCACCCUGUUCUCACAGGCUAUCAUAUGUUUACAUGGUUCCGCAGGAUCCAUGGCCCUGUCGUAAUGUCACGGCUGCUAGUGUGGUCCAACACGCAGAAACUAUGUAAACAUAUACAUACAAAAGGAAAGGAAAUAAAAGGACAGAGCGUAAACCGGACCUUAGAAUGGCCGGACUAAUACGCUAGAGAAUGGUCAAAGGGAAAGCCGAGGUCAAGGAAGCCAUAAGUACUCAGAUACGGUUUAAACAAGCCAAGUCAGGGGAACCAGAAUUCGGAAUAACCAGGGUGUCAGGGUCCCGCGGGCGGCUGCGAGGGGAGGCUGCAGUCCGCUCGCGGCACUCACCCUCUAGCCGUCCGCGGUCCCCCUUCAGCCGUGUGCUCGGCGGGCGGCACCCUCUCUCCCACGGGUGCCGUCCGCCUCUUCCUCUGUGUCUCCCAGCGGCAGCAUGUAUGACGCUGCACGCUGGGAGACCGCCCACUUUAACCAACGCCAGGGUCAGUCACCUGACCCGGCGUUAAAGGCACAGUGCCUCAAUCACAGUGGGAGGUUUAGAUAUCUCCCACGCGUGAUUGUUAAUUCUGAUUGGAAAUUAUCCAAUCAGAAUUAACCUUUGGAUUUAUAUACUUACCUUUCCUGUUCCUCUUCGCCCUGUUGUGGUCUUUGCUUGUUAGUAUUGAUUCUGAACUUGUGUUUCUGGUUACGUACUCUCUGGCUUGUUAUCCGACUUUGUGACUUUCUCCUACCCUUUGACCUCGGCUUGUCUAUCGUUAUUCUGUCUUCUGGUUCCCCUUACUCGGCUUGUUUCCUGACUAUUCUUUGUGUGCUUAGCCCGGCCACUCUAAGGUCCGGUACGGCACUUUGUGUGUGUGUGUUGGUGUGUUUGGUUCCCCGAAUCGUGACACAGGGAAAAGCCAAGAUCAGGAUACCAGGAACAGGAAACCAUGACAGGGCAAGGUACUGGGGUGAAUUAGGGAUUUAAAUAUCCCUCUCUAGGCUCUGAUUGGUCAGAGGGUGACCUCUGACCCCAGAACGUGCGCGUGCGUUGACGUCGUGCCAUCUUGGAUUUCCCUGAGUGGCGUGGAGGAAUGGUUCCCGGCUCGCCGCUGAGCAGGUACGCUCAGUGAGUUGGUGCGGUCGUGCCGGUCAGGGGCCGUGACAGUGGGGCGGUUAAGGGAGGGAAGAGAGAACAGGUGGGAGCGGUAAGAGGGUGGAGCAUGAGUGGAAUAUAGAGGUGGGGGUAAAAGGGAACACAAAGAGGUGUAUCUGGUCUUAUACUAGAGUAGCCAGGUCUAGUAAGGACAGAGUAAUUCCGGUCUAUGGGUAGUUACCCAGACCGGGAGAUGGUAUGUUAGUCCCCCUUUUAACACCACCCACACUUGAACAUAAUAAUAUAACUAUUACUAUAUUAAUGCUGCCACCACCAUGACAAUUUAUAAAUGUGCCUUGGUCCCCCAGUUAAAUCAAUAAUAAAACCCACCAAAUAUUACUUAGCACAAUAUUUAAGAUAUUGCAAAAAUACUAAUUAGUGAGCACACAAAAAAAAAUUAUUUACACCAACAACAGAUGAAAACAAAAAGGAUAAAAUACAGAAGUCUUAAUAACUUACUUAGGUUUUCAAAGUACAAAGGGUUAACCCUAGAUGGACCAGGCACCCAGACCACCUCAUUAAGCUGAUGUGGUCUGGGUGCCUAUAGUGGUCCUUUAACGUACUAGAGAAUAGUCAGAAUACGUGCCGAGGUCGGGGACACAGAAUGAGACACAACGAUAAAGGAAAGCCAAAGUCAGGGAUACCAGAAUAGAGGGAAGUCAAAUGAAGCUAAAGUCAAUAACCAGAAAUAAAGGAACACACUCUCGGACAACAACUAAGGGAAACCACUGCCCAAGGGGUCUCUGGAAAGGAUAAUGGUGACUCACUCAAAACCCCGCUCUCCCCUCGGCCUCGUCCCCUUUCUCUUACGUUUCCUACUCAUCCUUUUUCUGUAUAUCUCCAUUCUCUCCCCAUAUCUCCUGGGGUAACCUGAUAAUAUUUGAUAACUAAAAACAAACCUGAUAACUCUGCUCUGGAGAUAACUCGACACCGCAUCCAAAACCCCUGGACUCCAUGUAUCUAUGGGUCCAUGGGGUUAGGGUCUAACAGGGAUCUAGGCAACAAGCAGAUAACUUAACCAGACUCAAGGACAGAUGGGAGGCCUGCCUACUUUGGUGUCAAACAACACUAGGAAGUGGCAGGAGUAGGGGAAUCAAAAGAUUAUAGAAGGCACCUAAAAAUAGUCUGGAGCCAGAGGUGUGAGAUAUACAUACUGUUAUAAUCUUGUUUUACUCAUGUUACAAAAAUAAAAACCAGCAUUGACUGGAGAUCAAUGACCAGAUAGCUAGACAUGAGCAUAUACAACCUUAUGAUAUCAUGUUUUAAUUGUUUAUAUUCACAUUGUAUUCAACUACACGGUUAAUUACUUUGCGCUUGUUAGUUCAUUAUGUCAAUGCUAAAUAAAGAAUUGAAAAAAUAAACAAAUUAGAUCUUGGCCCAGGCAAGUACAAAGACCUUUUUAAUAUCACUUGAUAUAUACCCUUCAGAUUCAUCCCAGCCUUCCCUGAGGCGGAGCUAAGGCGUACCUAUAGACACAAUAAGUAGCAACUGUUUCAGAAAACAAGCCAAAUAUAAUUUUUUGGUUUUAUCUCAUCUACUGUACUUGCCACAUAAAUAAUAAUUGUCUCUAUGAAUUUGUUACCAUUUUCCUAUUCUAGGGAUAUAUCACAUGACUUACGUGACCUAAUAUAGCAGACAUCACAACCCCUGCAGCCUGGUUUAAGUUGUAUAAGUGGUGUUUGCAUAUUAAUAGGGAGGUUACAGUUUCAGGAACAUUGGGUGCGUGGUAGGUGCCCAGGUAUCUUGGGUUAGCUCUGCCUCAUCACUCGUACGAGCAGGGCGUCAAGGGCAAGAACGGAUGGGCGGGUUGCACAGUGCCUGCACUUGUGAUAAGGUGUGGCGGCCUCUUGCGCAAGCUAUGUUGUGUCCAUAUGGGACCGUUUGGUAUGUUGUGCAGAUCGCCUUACUGCAAGCCCUCCGGUGCCUAUGAUAUAUUGGUGUACAUUAGUAGAAGUGGCUUCAGAGAGGGAAGCAGAGGGGGUGGGCUUAGACGGGGGAUCACCAAAAAAAACGAUAUACUAUAUUUAACAAUAGACAUUAAUAAUCAUCAGGUGAAAUAUUAGGAAAUGUGUACAGAGUAGUAAGAUACAAUGUCCCUGGGGAUGAUACUCCAGGGCCCCCACAGUGGCACCUGCCCCCACAGGGCUUGGGGGCAGUCGUCAGUGAACCUAAGGGAUUCUGAUCGAUCCUAGUGGACAUGGGUCCCCGUUAACUGCUGCAUGGCUCCCGGGCUGAUUAUGGAGAGAGGCUCCUACGACAAGGGGCUAUGAAGGUGACGUCUUACCGGGCCUUAGAAUGGCCGGAAUUAAAGGACCACUAUAGUGCCAGGAAAACAUACUCGUUUUCCUGGCACUUUAGUGCCCUGAGGGUGCCCCCACCACCCUCAGGGUCCCCCUCCCGCCGGGCUGAAUGGAGAGGAAGGGGUUAAACUUACCUCUUUCUCCAGCGCCAGGUGGGGAGCUCUUCUCCUCCUCUCCUCCUCUUCGGCUGAAUGCGCAUGCGCGGCAGGAGCCGCGCGUGAAUUCAGCCAGUCCAUAGGAAAGCAUUCACAAUGCUUUCCUAUGGACGCUGGCGUCUUCUCACUGUGAUUUUCACAGUGAGAAAUGCGGAAGCCCUCUAGCGGCUGUCAAUGAGACAGCCACUAGAGGCUGGAUUAACCCUAACAUAAACAUAGCAGUUUCUCUGAAACUGCUAUGUUUAUAGAAAAAAGGGUUAACCCUAGAUGGACCAGGCACCCAGACCACCUCAUUAAGCUGAAGUGGUCUGGGUGCCUAUAGUGGUCCUUUAACGUACCAGAGAAUAGUCAGAAUACUUGCCGAGGUCAGGGACACAGAAUGAGACACAACGAUAAGGGAAAGCCAAAGUCAGGGAUACCAGAAUACAGGGAAGUCAAACGAAGCCAAAGUCAAUAACCAGAAAUAAAGGAACACACUCUCGGACAACCACUAAGGGAAACCUAGACAGGGCAAUGAGAAAAAUGCAAAAGAAGUUUAUAUAAGCCUCCUUCAGAUCUGAUUGGCUAUACCAGGCCUUUGACCCCAGAAUGUGCAUGCUCAGGUAGGUGCCCAGGUAUCUUGGGUUAGCUCUGCCUCAUCACUCAUGCGAGCAGGGCGUCAAGGGCAAGAACCGAUGGGCGGGUUGCACAGUGCCUGCACUUGUGAUAAGGUGUGGCGGCCUCUUGCGCAAGCUAUGUUGUGUCCAUAUGGGACCGUUUGGUACGUUGUGACGUCACACCCACGCCGCUGUCGUCAAAACCGGGGGCGGAAGUGGGGUUACAAAUUGGUGUGGAUCCGCAGCGGCAGGCACCCACCAACAUGCUGCAGGAGUCAGAUACAUUGACGCAUGGCCGCUGAACGAUAAUUCCACAGUAAAGCAGUUCCCCUCCAAUCACGAGACCAAGCUACGUGUUGAGGGUUAAGCAGCACUCAAUUUUAAUGGUGCCACACUGGCCUUUUAUGACAAUCCCCAAGCAAGGUGUAUGCCCACAUGGACCUUGUUGGGGACAGGGACACAAACUUAUACAUCAAUGGCAAUAGAGUUACAAUCUAAGAAAUUCCCCACAUAAUACAAUAAGCCUUCCCCUUUACUUAGGAGAUAAUUGAGUCAAGUACUAUACUAAACUCAAUUAUCUCCAAACACAAAAAACACAUUUCUAAAAAGUCCCAAAAGUACCCCAAAACACAUAGUACCCCCACAAAUCUUACAUCCCCUGAUAUCCCUGAUCAGGGUGACCAACAUAUCCAAAAAUCACCCAGAUCAGUUCAGGGGUUCAGAAAUUUUACGGAAGUCAUAUUUUUUACCGACUGCAGGCAUUGUCCCAUAGCCGAAAAUAGUUCCAUAGAAUUGCGGCUAAGUGCCGCUGGAGGACCGACCGGGAACCACAAGGUUUUCAUGCUGAAAAUAGUUCCAGCGCAUUCGCGGCUAAGUCCCCCUGAAGUCUAUUUGCGGUUUUGGUCCAUGGGAACAAGAUGGCCACCACCUUGUGGUCGAAUGGCACUUCAAAUGGCUUUGGAAGUUUGGGAGUUCGAAGUGCCACUUCGAAAGUUUGAAUAGUUAUUGUCCAAAGUCAUAAUGGGUACAAAUAGGGGUCAUAGUCAGAGGGUGAAAAGCUGGCAAGUAGUCCCCUCCAAACCCCAAUGGUGAACCCCAGUGGGUUUUUAAUGAUUUUUUUGAAGUAGUGGAGACUGGAUGAGCAUCUCAUGGAGGAGGGAAGUGAGUUCCACAGGAAUAGUGCAGCCCUUUUGAAGUAUUGAAGGUGAACAUCAGACGUGGAUGUACGGACAGAAAAUAGAUGUAAGUCUUCAGCAGAGCGUAAGGGCCUAGACAGGACAAACUUGUGUAUUAGGGAGGAUAGAGAGGUGGGAGCAGCAUUAUGUAGAGAUUUGAAAGCAAGAACCAGAAUUUUAAAUUGAAGGAAGCCAAUGUAGGGACUGAUAGAAGGAUGAAGCGUGGGAGGUGCGGGCGGACAGGAAGACGAGCUUUGCCGCCGCAUUCAUUAUGGACUGUAACGGCGCAAGUUGGGAGCACGUUAGACCACUGAGAAGCAGAUUACAAUAGUCAAGGUGAGAAAGGGCAGUGGAAUGGACCAGCACCUUAGUCGCACUUGGUAUUAAGUAGGGUCGGAUGCGCGCAUUGUUUUUGAGAUGGAAGCAGCAGGAUUUGGCGAUAGGCCGCACAUGAGGCGGGAAGGAGAGGUCGGAGUCAAUGAGUGACCAUGAGAUUUUGCAGCAAGUAGAUCAUUGGAUACUUUGGUCAGUACCAUUUCCACAGAGUGCUUAGUGCGGAAACCAGAUUGAAGCAGGUCUAACAGAUAGCUGGGCUUGAGAAAGUCUGUAAAUCUCACAUACACAGCUCUUUCAAGGAUCUUGGAUGCAAAAGGCAGUAGCGAUAUAGGACAGUAGUUAGGGUCAAGGUUGGGCUUUAGAAUUGGGAUUACAGUUGCAUGUUUGAAGGGCGAUGGAAAUAUUCCAGAGGAGAGAGAGAUUGAGAAUUUUAGUGAGAGGUAGAGAAAGAGAAGACAAAGUACGGAUGAGAUGCAGGGAAAUUGGAUCUAGGGAGCAGGUGGUGGGGCAGGAGGACUGGAGCAUGAAUGACUGGAAUGAACAUAGAACAGCAGAGAGAGUGAGCUUAGGGGAAGUAUUGUAAAGGGAAGAAGAAAGACGAGAUAGCUCUUCCUUGAUUGUAGAGAUCUUGUCAGUGAAGUGAGUUGCAAAGUGAGGCAAUCAAGUUAAUAGGUUAAAAUGUGUGAAAUAGUCGUUUGGGUCCGCAGGAGAGUGUUUUUACGAGGGUAUUGAAGUAAUUAACUUUUGCAGAGGAAAGAGCCAAGCUGUAUGAGCGCAGCAUAAAUUUAUAGUGGAGAAAGUCUGACGCACAGUGAGACUUUCUCCAACAGCAUUCAGCAGUUCUGGAGCAUUUUUGGAGGUAUCGAGUCAGCUUGGUGUGCCAAGGUUGUUGUUGGGGAUGUUUAAAUGUAGGAGGUGCCAUGAUAUCUAGUUGAGAGGAGAAGGUGGAAUUGUAGAAGGAGGUUGCAGAGCUAGGACAGGUGAGGUUUGAGAUAGAUGAAAGGAGAGUUUGGAGAUUAGUGGAUAAAUGCUCUAGGUCAAGAGAUUGGAGGUUUCUGUGAGAUUGAUGUUCAGACGGUGGUGUCAAUUGGGUCUUGGGUAUGCCGAUGUCAAAAGUCAGCAGAUGGUGGUCAAAUAGAUGAAAAUGAAUAUUGGAGAGAUUAGAGGCGGUACAGAGAUUGGUGAAGGCGAGAUCAAGAGUGUUUCCUGCUGUAUGGGUUGCUAAAUUGGACCAUUGCGUGAGGCCAAAGAAGGAGGUUAGAGAGAGCAGAUAAGAGGCAUCAGUGCAGGUGAGGUUGUUGAUUGGGAUAUUGAAAUUCCCAAGUACAAGGGAAGGAGUGCUAGAUGAGAGGAAGUGGGGAAGCCAGGAAUAAAAGUGCUCAAUGAAUAGCCUAGGAUGACUGGGGAGGGAGGGGGGCGGUAGAUGAUAGCAAUUCUUAAAGGCGUGGGUUUAAAUAGGCAGACAGUGUAAACUUCAAAAGAAGAAAAGGAUAGGGCAGAGCAGUUAUGAUUGGUUGAAAGGUACAUUGAGGGGAGAGAAGGAUGCCUACACCACCUUCUUUACAGUUGAGUAUGGGAGUGUGAGAGAGUUCUAGCCCACCAAAACAUAAAGAGGCCGGAGUAGCGCUAUCAGAGGGGGACAGCCAGGUCUCUGUAAAUGCAAGUAGUGUGAAUGAGUUUGAGAUAAAAAAGUCGUGUAUGGCUGUUGAUUUUAAAUUACUGCAGACGGAGCAGGCGUUCCAGAGUGCACAUUGAAUGUUGGUAAGUGAGGGUAAAGGGCAUGGUAUUGUGAUGAGGAUUAUGGAGAGAAGGUGAAGGGCCCUGGAUUGGGAGAGACAUCACCAGCUGCUAGAAGGAGAAGGAAAGAGGAUGUGUGAAUGGGUUUUGUAUGCAUGGGGUCUAGAAUGAGAUUUAUUGUGGGUAGGAGUGAGAGAGUAGAAAAAUUAGUACAAGGCAUGAGAUGAGAGAAGGUGGGAGUGUAGCAGAGAGGGGCAUAUGUAAAAGUGGUUGGGGGGAAUGAGGGAAGUGGGUAUAAGGAGAGAUUUUUAUACUGAGGGAGAACAAGGAAAUAAAGAGGAGGAGAAGACAGAUCAUUGCUAAACUGUGAAAGAGUAAAUUGGAAAUAAUUGGAAUAUCAAGAGCAGGUGAAGGUAGGGUAAAUAUUAAAUUUGAUGGGUUAAGAAAGUGCAGGAGUGUACUAAUAAGAGGUAGUGUGUAUACCUGUUAUUUUUUACUUAUCUAAAAUUUGGUUGUGACAGACAAUCUAUAAAUGUAAUAAUGAGCAUGGGGUGGGGAGGGCGGCAUCAGACUUUCUUACAGCAGUAUUGUGGUUUGAAAGUUUGGAAAUCAGGCUGUUGAAUAAAGAUAUGCAAAGGUCAGAUAGGCUUGCAAUAAAGCAGAGGGAGGGGGAUGUAUGUAUCUAGGACCAGAGAUGAAGGGAUGGAUAUUCAAAUAAAAACAAACAUAUCUAUAAAAGAAGGGUCAGAGGUCAGUCAGAAAUCAGAGGGGAAACAGAGGAAUGCAUAUUGGUGAAUAAAACAAUUACAUACAGGGCUAGCAAAACUAAACUUUAGCAAAACAGACAAGAUAAAAAGGCACGAAAAUAUACAAUGCACACAGGAUAUAUAAAAUAAAAUAAAUGUACAGGGUGGUUAAAUUAAAUAUAAAUGAUGCUGUGCAGGAUAGAGUCUUAGUGUGAUCUUCCAGAAGGCUACCUUUGCUUAUUGCAGACGAUCAGCUGAUGGAACACUGAUUUUCUUACAGCAUUAUUGGGGCUUGAAAGUUUGGAAAUCAGGCUUUGCUUAUUGCAGACGAUCAGCUGGUGGAGCAAAUUAUGGACUUCCAUGAAGUGUUUGGACAGGGUAUGGUUCUCAAACUUUCUUUUUAUGUUGUAAGUGUGUUCUCUUAAUUUUCAACAUACAUUCACUUUGACCCACGUAUUGGAGACCACACUCACAUUCUAAUAAAUAUAUGACCUGCUUAGAGUGACAGGUGAUACGGUCUUCAAUAUUGUAGGUCCUGUUAGUUUUAUAUGAUCGAAAGCUAGUUAUUUUUCCAAAACGUGGCCCUGUGGUUUUACAUAUAUUGUACUGACCACACUUAUAAAAACCUUUAUUUCUAUUUUUAAAAAUGCUUUUUUAUUUCAGGGGCUUGGAAAGUGUGCACUAUUUUUUGUUUUAUAGUUGGUGCUCCUCAGAAAACUAUCCUUUGUUUAGGAGGUAGGACUGGACCUAAUGUAAGGUCGUGGAGUAAAAAGUGCCAAAUGUUAUGUAUUAUUCUUCUUAAAAGUUUGGAUUGUGAACUGUAAUUAAAAAUAAGAGGACAGUUAAAAUUAUUUUCAACAGUUAUAUAGUCCCGAGGUUGUGAUAUUUGUUUUCUAUGCAGAUUAUUAACUUUUUUUAUUGCUUUAUUUAAUAGUUCCUUAUUAUAUUCUUUUUCUUCAAAUUGUUGUUUAAUUAUUUCUAUUUGUUACUUGACAGACUGACGCAUCUGUACAGUUCUUUUUAAUUCUACUGAAUUGACCCAAAGGGACAUUGUUGAUCCAGGGUGGGAAGUGGCAACUAGAGUUUAGGAUAAAACUGUUGACAUCCACACUUUUUAAAAAAAAGUCCUUGUGUUUAGGACAUUAUGUUCAACAUAGAGCACCAAAUCUAAAAUAUCUAUUUCUGUACUCUGGUAUUUUUAAGUAAAAGAUAAGUUAAAAUCGUUAGUGUUGAUAUACUUAAAAAAUUCUAAUAAAAGUUUUUCCUCUCCUUCCCAAAAAAAAAAAAGUCAUCUAUAUAGGGUCUAUAGAGGACUAGAUUCAUCAACAAGGGAUGGCCUUCCCAAAUAAAAAAGGGUUCCCAGAAGGUCAUCAAAAUAUUAGCGUAACUGGGUGCGAAUCUAGUCCCCAUCGCUGUGCUGUUACCUGAAGAUAUAUUUCUUGAUUAUGCCAAAAUAAAUGAUUAGUUAAUAUAAAAUUGAUGCACUCUAUUAAAAACUCUGUCUGUUCUAGAUGCAUGUCUCCUUUUUUGAUAGAGAGUAUAUAAAAUUGCUUGAAGGCCUAAGUGAUGUUUAUUGAUGGUAUAUAAUGAUAUAAGAUCACAUGUAACAAGCCAGAGAUGGUUAUUCCAUGUUUUUCCUUCUACCAGUUUUAGAAGUUCUCCACUAUCUUUCAGAUAGGACUUUGACGUCUUAACAUAGGGUUGUAGGAGUACAUCUAUAUAUAUUGGGACAGAUUCUAUACCAGAAAUAAUUGGUCUACCUGGGUGUUUUUGUGAAUUUUUGGGAGAAAAGGUUUUUUUUUGUGAACUUUUGGGAGAAUAUGACGUAUUCACUCAUUCUUUAUUUUUCUAAAAGCAUAUGUAAGUUCAUCUUGGUCUCUUUCAUAGGGUCUUUAUUUAAAAUUUCAUAGGUAGUUGUGUCUUUUAAAAUUUUAUUGCACUCUUCUUCAUAAUAUAUAGUGUCCAUAAUUACAAUUCCUCCACCUUUAACGGCAGGUUUGUCAUAUUUUUCUAUUAUCAUUGAGUUCUUUCAGUGCUUUUCUUUCAGAGACAGUUAGAUGAUGUGCAUGAUUAGGUAUUUUAGUUGGGAUUUUCUCGGCAAUGACUGCCAUGCUGAAAGCUUCCAUUGGGGUACUGAUUACUGAUAUUUCAAUGUUCCACUCACAAGAGUAUAGAUAUGGUAGACUUAUCACUCAAAUAAAAUAUUGCAAGCAUAUCACAUCACCAGAUAUAGACACCAGAUCCUCUUGUCCAACCAGUCCCAGGGAACAGAUGAAAAUUUUUUUUUCCCCCAAUUGAUUAAAUUCAUUUUUGGAUUUUUUCAAUUUUCUUUUUUCUAUUUAAAGUAUUAAAAUAUUAUUUUAUUAAAUUAAAUGAAUCACUAAUAAAAUACAACACAUUAGUUUAUUUAUUAUUAACAUUAAGGUAAUUAGAUUGAAAAUUCAUUAACUAAUCUGCACUAAUAUAAAUACACUUGCACAUUUGCACAUAUCCUGUUUUAAUGUAUUCAUUUAUAUGUUCAAAUAUGUAUAUAGAGAAUACUAAUAUGUUGGAGAAUUAUUUUUUCAGGAGAUAUAUAUUGAGGAGGACUAUGAACUUUAUGAUUAUUCACGAAAAACCAGAAGUGACGCGACGGCAUUUGCGGCCGCGUCACACUGAAUCCUGGAUUGGCGAAACCGGAAGUUAA
This is a messenger RNA of Pelobates cultripes (western spadefoot toad), 28281 nucleotides long. Lineage: Eukaryota; Metazoa; Chordata; Amphibia; Anura; Pelobatidae. The record is from the annotation of a GenBank genome assembly.